Messenger RNA from Megalobrama amblycephala (Wuchang bream), 4548 nucleotides. Its product is annotated as NACHT, LRR and PYD domains-containing protein 12-like. The transcript has 8 exons. Gene Ontology annotation, molecular function: protein binding. NCBI's taxonomy places the organism in Eukaryota, Metazoa, Chordata, Actinopteri, Cypriniformes, Xenocyprididae. The record is from RefSeq and is a predicted model, not a curated record. The coding region runs from base 225 to 3452 and encodes 1075 amino acids.
AGACACCUCUCCAGCUCUCUUAAAUAAUUUAAGAGCUAUGAUCUAGUCUUGACACUUAGCAACCUUUAUGAAUCACACUUAUUCUUAAGUCUAAGAAUAAGAGUAAAAUUACGUCAUUCUUAGAAUUUUGACACACUUAAGACUAAAAUUUUACUCUGAGCAGCUUUAUACAUACGGGCCCAGAUCUUUUUUUUCAUCCUGCAGCUGUGAAUCGGUGAAGGGAGAUGGCGCCUGUUGAAGAGCUGCUUGAGAAAUCGCUGAAUGAACUGCUAGAAGCUGAACUGAAGACGUUUCAGUGGCACUUAAAAAAUCAUGAGCAUAUAUCAAAUUCUGAUAUGGAGAAUGCAGAUAGGUUAAAAACUGUGGAUAAGAUGGUGGCAUGUUUUGGACAAGAAGAAGCUGUGAAGAUCACGGUGGAGAUCCUGAGGAAGAUGAACCAGAAUAAUCUGGCUGAGCAGCUGGAGAACAAACACAAGCCAGGUCAGGCUGAAGGCAAUAUAAAGACAUCUGCCGCUGUUGGAGCUCAUUCAAAAGAGAAAUGGGGCUCCACUGCAGAUGCCAGUCAAGCUACUCCCCAUGAUUACACAGAGACCAGCCGUAGACUGAAGAACAAAUUAAAACAGGACCACGAGAAGAUAUUAGUUGGUAAUUCACAGACGGGUCAUCGGGAAUACCUGAACGAUAUCUACACCGAUUUAUAUGUUGUGGAGAAUGAAACUGGAGGAAGAGUGAACGACCAUGAAGUGAUACAGAUCGAAUCAAAUCACAACCGAUUGACUGCCAAAGAGACGCAAAUCAAGUGUAAUGACAUGUUUAAAGUCCAGUGUAAUACAGGUCAACGAAACAGAAAAGUGCUGACAAUGGGGAUCGCAGGAGUGGGAAAAACUGUCUCUGUGAAUAAAUUCAUUUUUGACUGGGCUGAAGGAACAGAAAAUCAGGAUAUAGUCUUCAUAUUUCCACUUCCAUUCCGUAGAUUGAAUUUGAUUAAAGAAGAGUACAGUCUCAUGGGACUGCUAAACAAAUACUUCUUUAGGUGUCCUGAAGAACUGCCCUCUCUUCCUGAAGUUGAUGGUAAAGUUAUGUUCAUCUUUGAUGGGCUGGAUGAAUGUCGCUUUCCUUUGAGCUUUAAAGAAGAUGACAUAUUUACAAAUGCAAAUGAAAAAACAACAGUGAGUAAGAUAAUAAUAAACCUUAUCAAAAGACAUCUGGUUCCCUCUGCUCUCAUCUGGAUCACAUCCAGACCAGCAGCAUCCAGUCUGAUACCUCGUGAUUACAUUGAUCAGGUGACUGAAGUGCGUGGAUUCAACGAUGAACAGAAAGAGCAAUACUUCAUCAAAAACAGUCCUGAGGUUUCUGAAAAAAUCAUCAGUCAUAUCAAGAAAUCUAGGAGUCUGUACAUCAUGUGCCAUAUCCCUGUCUUCUGCUGGAUCUCUCUCACUGUUCUUCAGCCUCUACUGGCUAGAGAGAGCAUUGACAAAACACCAACAACUCUCACAGAGAUGUACACAAGCUUUUUAAUUUCUCAGCAGCAACAGAUGGAAAAAAAAUACUGUGACCCUAAAUCGAAAGCCAAUGCCAGGUCUUUUGAUCAGAUUAUUCUGAAGCUUGGGAAACUGGCCUUUCAACAGCUGAAGAAAGGAAAUCUGAUUUUCUACAAAGAAGAUCUUGAGGAAUGUGGACUAGAUGUCAGCGAAGGGUCUGUGUACUCUGGUUUAUGCACUCGACUGUUUCAGGAGGAAAAGGUUUCAACAAGAAAUGUGUACAGCUUCGUACAUCUCAGUGUACAGGAAUUCCUUGCUGCUCUUUAUGUGUUUUUGAUUAGCAAACACAAGAAAACGAACCCAUUUCUUGAAUCCUGGAUAGAAAAACUGAAAUGGUAUUUCUCCAAAAAGCCACUGUUCAAACUUCAUAAGGCUGCAAUCAACAAGGCUGUACAAAGCGAGAAUGGACACCUGGACCUUUUCCUCCGGUUCCUUCUGGGUCUCUCACUGGAGUCCAAUCAGAGUGACCUGAAGGAGCUACUGCCAAAACUGAAACUGAAAGCAGGGUACAUUGAAGACACUGUUGACUAUAUCAAAAAGACAAUACAGAUGGAGAAAUCAGUGGAAAGAAUCAUCAAUCUCUUCCACUGUCUGAGUGAACUGGAAGAUGAUUCUGUGGAGGAAAUCCAGAAGAAUUUUAUCUCAGGAAAUCUUUCAGCACAGAAUCUCUCCUCUGCUCAGUGGUCUGGUCUGGUGUUUGUGCUCCUCAUGUCAGAAGAGACUCAAGAGACAUUUGAACUGCAGAAAUACAGAAGAUCUGAUGAAGCACUGAUAAAACUGCUGCCAGUGAUCAAAAACACCAGAAGAGCACUGCUACAGUGCUGUAAUCUCACUGCUCAGUCCUGUGAAAGUUUAUCUUCAGCUCUACAAUCCUCAAACUCUGUCCUAGUAGAGCUGGACCUCAGUAACAAUGACCUGCAGGAUUCUGGAGUGAAUCUUCUUUUUGAUGGACUGAGGAGUCCAAUCUGUCGGCUGGAGAUAUUGAGAUUUCCAACAUGUAAUCUCACUGCUCAGUGUUGUGAGAGUUUGUCUUCAGCUCUACAAUCCUCAAACUCUGUCCUGAAAGAGCUGGACCUGAGUAACAAUGACCUGCAGGAUUCUGGAGUGAAGCUUCUUUCUGAUGGACUGAAGAGUUCAAACUGUCAGCUGGAGAUAAUGAGAUUGUCUGGCUGUAUGGUGACAGAGGAUGGCUGUGGUUAUGUGUCUUCAGCUCUGAGUUCAAACUCUUCACACCUGAGAGAGCUGGAUCUGAGCUACAAUCACCCAGGAGAUUCAGGAGUCAAGCUGCUGACUGAUAAACUCAACCAUUCAAACUACAAACUGGGUAAACUCAAUGUGGAUCAUGGAGGAGAGAUCAGAAUUACAGCAGGAGUACGCAAAUAUUAUCAUCAGUUCACUGCGGAUCGGAACACAGUGAAUAAACACCUCCAACUGUCUGAGAAUAACAGAGUGAUUACUUACACUAACACAGAGCUUCAGUCGUAUCCUGAUCAUCCAGACAGAUUUUAUUAUCAUCCUCAGGUGUUGUGUAGAGAGAGUGUGUGUGAUCGACGCUGUUACUGGGAGAUUGAGUGGAGUGAUGGUGUGUUUAUAUCAGUGUCAUAUAAGAGCAUCAGCAGGAAGGGUGAGGGUGAUGAGUCUGUGUUUGGAUAUAAUGAUCAGUCCUGGAGUUUGUACUGCACUCCCUCCAGUUACUCAUUCAGACACAAUAACAGAAAGACUAAACUCCCUGUAAAGCCCAUCAGCAGUAGUAGAAUAGGAGUGUAUGUGGAUCACAGUGCAGGAACUCUGUCCUUCUACAGCGUCAAGAGAGACACAGUGAAACUCAUCCACACAGUCCAGACCACAUUCACUCAACCGCUCUAUCCUGGGUUUUGGGUUGGUUCUGGAUCAUCAGUGAAACUGUGUUGAUGAAUCAGAACAGACUGUAGAGAGAUUCUACCCAUAAUACUUUGAGCUUAUAAUAAUUAUAUUAUAGUAAAGUUUUGAAAAAUCUGCAUUUUUUGAAUUUUUUUUAAUGGUGGGGGCAGAAAUCUAAAAUCCCUGGGUGUAAAUAACCCUCAAUUAAUUAAUAGUUUAGUUUUUUUUUUGUUCACUAUAUUAGUAUAAUAUAUUAUGUAUAUUUUAGUAUUAAUUGUUUUAACAAAUAUUUGUAUUAUUUUUUCUUCCAUUUGAGUUAUUAUUCCUAUAGGGACUUGUGAAAAAUGUCACCAUUGAAGGUCAAUUAUGCUGAAUUGAGAAUUGCAACAGGAACUUACAUCAUCAUCCAGUGAAAAAAACUGUACAAUGUAAUACAAUUUUCACCUUUUCUAUGUGUAAAAACCCUUUAAAGUGUAAGUUCACUGUCAUUAAUUUCUCACCCUCAUGCCGUUCCAUAAGACCUUCAUUCAUCCUCAGAACAGAAAUCAAGUUGGCCUGCGUCUCAAUGUUCAUACUAUCCAUCCUAAGUAGUAUGUGACAUUAGUAAUAUUCAAUACUAUUUAGGGCGGAUAGGGUGAAUAGUAUGCACAUUGGGAUGCAGGGUUGGUCUUUUUGAGUUUUCAGGGUGGAGUCAGGCGGCAGGUGUAACGGGUUGCCUAUGAUGAGUGGAUCCUGAUUAAAGGAUCUGUCUUUCCAGAGGGCUUUGGAUCAGUGUUUGGGUUCCUGUUUGACUUGAGCUUGACCUCUCUCCAGCACCAGUUUUUUUGUCGUCGUUAUUUUGUUUGUUAGUUUAUCAUGUAUUCUUUCUUUAAAUAAAAGUGUUUUUGAGUUGAGCAUAUUUUUUGUUACUCUGUCCUGAGCCAGGAAGUAUGUAACAGAUACUCUUGAUGAAAUCCGAUGGCUCAGUGGGGCCUCUGUUGCCAGCAAAAUAAUUUACACUUUCAGAUGCUCAGAAACAGGCAUGAAAACGGGUCAGGGGUGAAAAAGGUGAGAAGGAUAUUAUCCCUCUAGGGGGGUCGGGGGGCAUGGUCCCCUGGAAGAAAAAUGUAAAUAUUCCAUAUUUUAAAGCAUCAAUCUGAUGCAUUUU